Messenger RNA from Drosophila santomea, 439 nucleotides. RefSeq lists its product as uncharacterized. Bases 41 to 391 code for a protein of 116 amino acids. Gene Ontology annotation, molecular function: odorant binding. The transcript has 2 exons. The record is from RefSeq and is a predicted model, not a curated record. Lineage: Eukaryota; Metazoa; Arthropoda; Insecta; Diptera; Drosophilidae.
AAAAGAAGUUGUCGUAUCCUGAUAGGUAUUAGCUCUCAAAAUGAAAGUAUUCAUUGGCUUGCUUCUAGUGGCGGCUGUCGCUUCGCAGUCAGCUAUAUUCGAAUCUGUAGGAAAAGAAUGUGCUAAAAAACUGGGAAUUACCGAAGAUUACUUUGAGAACUUCCCCCACAGCAGUCGCGUAAAGUGCUUUUACCAUUGUCAGAUGGAAAAACUUGAAAUAAUUGCCAAUGGUGUGGUGACUAGCUUUGAUCCGCACGUGCUCAAUAUAACACCGGAGAACUAUAAUAAGUAUGGCAUAAAGGUGAAGCCCUGCCUCACACUUACCCAUCCCAACAAAUGCGAGCUCGGUUACAUAGUGUUCCAGUGCUUGAAACGUGAAUUUAAUUUGUAAAAUAAUAUCUUUACAUGUUUUUAAUAAAUUUUUCUUAUUUCGAAGUGA